CGUCGCGACGCUGUAGACGACGGACCAGCCCCAUAGCAACGUCCGUCGUCGUUGUUCACAUGUUUCGUGUUUUGCUCUUGGCAGAGAUCACACACACACGCACACCAUUUUGCAGCCUCAAUCUAUUAGUUGUUAUAGAGCUCGCGAGUUGUUUUUUUCGUGAUUUUCUUCUCUCUGUUUUCAAUUGAGAAGGAAACGUUUUCGUGUUUAAUUGGGUAGAGACUUAGGGUUGAAUUGGGGCGAGUUUGGUGCUAGUUGUCGUUGUCGUAAUUUGUGGGGGAAUCCCCCAAAGGCGCCACCACGAUUUUUGGGGACAGUCAUAAGCUGGCAGGUGGGGGUGGCAGAGGGAUGUUCUGCUAUCACUGCCCACCUGCUCUCCAUCCCGGAGCUCCGCAACCAAGACUGCCCACCUUGGAAUACCCUUUUACCCCGUCACACCCAUAUACUAGCUACUCCUAUCAUCCGGCUAUCCACGAUGACACUUUCGUAAGGAGAAAACAGAGGAGAAAUAGGACAACAUUUACUUUACAACAAUUAGAAGAGCUAGAAAGUGCAUUUGCCCAAACCCACUAUCCGGACGUUUUUACCAGGGAAGAUUUGGCCAUGAAAAUCAAUUUGACUGAGGCCAGAGUGCAGGUUUGGUUCCAAAAUCGUAGGGCAAAAUGGCGUAAAGCAGAGCGCCUGAAGGAAGAACAACGCAAGAGAGAUGGCAUCGACGUGGUUAAAAGAGAUGGAGAAACGAAAGAAGAAAAGAUUGAAGAUGGUCAAACGACAAGUUCACCGGAGAUCGCGGCCGACGACGACAUUGCUCGGGAAUGUUCGAGUCGCAGCUCCCUGGAUCGGGAGAGUCCCGAGCCGAGCCGAAGUGUAACCGAAGCAGCCCCUUCUAGCCCCACCUCAUCACCGCACAGUAAUCCAGCUUCGCCGACAGUUUCGGAACCACCGAAACAAGUUGCGCACGCAAGUUUUUCGCAUAUAUUUCCAUUUGGAGACGGCGCUACGGGUGGUUUUAGGCCAGUGCUGGACAGUGGUAACGGACCGAGAAACACCCCGCCAUCCCUUUUCUUCCCACCCCAUUUGGCCUCUCAUAUCGGCUCUCAAUUCUCGCCGCCCUUAUUUCCAAGCCUUAAAGGUUUCCCGGGUCUUUGCUCGUGCUGCCCAAUCAAACCGCUCUCCUCCCACCACCACCUGCUCCCCACCACCGAUCACACAGCCAAUCCGAGCUCGCCGAUUCCCAACGACCAGAGACAAUCCAGCGUUGCCGAGCUGCGCAGAAAAGCUCAAGAACAUUCCGCGGCGCUACUGCAGAGCUUACAACACGUUGCCAAUUUUCAACAUGCGGCCGGUCUAAAUUUUCCACUGUUGCCGCCGCUUACUUUACAAGCUUUACAGCGGAAACACGAGGUGGGUAGUGGAGGAAUGAGUCCACCGGAAGAGGGCGUAGUUAAGGAUCAUUCACCAGCAUAAGCGGAGUGUGCGCGGGGGUUUUAUGUUUAGUCAAUUUGCUGAGUGUCAAAUUUGGAUCAAAAUUUUAAUAUUUUGUAUAUAAUGGUGUAUUUAGUAUUAUUGUUACCAAUAACGUGAUGUGAUCAAAGUAUUAUUAGAAUAAAAUUGUGUAAAUGUGUAAAUAGACAGUAUGCAAUAUUUUAAAUUAGAGAGAAUUAGGUGAAUAAAAUGACGUUUUAAACCCA
Molecule: messenger RNA, 1691 nt
Organism: Anthonomus grandis grandis
Lineage: Eukaryota; Metazoa; Arthropoda; Insecta; Coleoptera; Curculionidae
Product: dorsal root ganglia homeobox protein-like
Exons: 8
Coding region: 349-1467 (372 amino acids)
Biological process (GO): regulation of transcription by RNA polymerase II
Molecular function (GO): RNA polymerase II transcription regulatory region sequence-specific DNA binding; DNA-binding transcription factor activity, RNA polymerase II-specific
Source: RefSeq, a predicted model, not a curated record